Messenger RNA from Lactuca saligna, 540 nucleotides. Lineage: Eukaryota; Viridiplantae; Streptophyta; Magnoliopsida; Asterales; Asteraceae. The record is from the annotation of a GenBank genome assembly.
AUGAAGAUCUCAUCCAGAUCAUUCCUCAGUCCAGCCAGGGUUGGGGCUGCUCAUGACCCACCACCGCUUUUCCUCUCAAACUCACACAACCAUAGGCUCAGAAAUAGUCGUAGCAUCAAAGGCGGCGCGUCUCCCGUUAGGAUGAAGAGCAAGAAGAAGCACACGAAAAAUCUGAGUUUAUCAAGACGACAGAGCACCGACGAAGUUAGUUUCAGGAGAUUCGAGCAUUCCGGUAAUGGGUUCGGUAGUCAAAGUCAAAAUCUUGGUUCUAAUCAAGAGUGUUUACCAUUGCAGAGGAAUAAUCAGAGAUGGGUUCAUUUACCAUUGACGAUUUGUGAAGGUUUAAGAGCGUUUGGGUCUGAGGGAGGUGAUGGAAGUGGAAGAGAUGCCAAUGGUGGUGAGAGAGUGGUUGAGUUAAUCGCCGGAGACUAUAAUGAUGAGAAUGAGGAAAUUAAUGAGAUGGGUAUUAUGAAUUCAAGAAGACAUGUAUUUCAAGACUUCGAGAUUGUAAACGACAUCGUCUUUGGGACAAUCGAUUAA